Sorex fumeus (smoky shrew) is the source of this 1364-nucleotide messenger RNA. RefSeq names its product tektin 4 (gene TEKT4). The record is from RefSeq and is a predicted model, not a curated record. The transcript is spliced from 6 exons. Gene Ontology annotation, biological process: cilium assembly; cilium movement involved in cell motility. NCBI's taxonomy places the organism in Eukaryota, Metazoa, Chordata, Mammalia, Eulipotyphla, Soricidae. Gene Ontology annotation, cellular component: sperm flagellum; microtubule cytoskeleton; nucleus. The coding region runs from base 32 to 1360 and encodes 442 amino acids.
GCCCUCGCUCUGCCUGGUGGGGGAGUCAGACAUGCUCCUGACCAGGCAGAGGGCCCCUCAGACAGUUCCCGCCUGCGAGCUGCCCCCCAAGGUCUACGACAUGGCCCUCAACACGGGCGCCCACACAUCCUCGGGCCUGGCCACCGCCGGCUUCCGCACCGCCAAGUACCUGAUGGACGAGUGGUACCAGAACACCUAUGCCCGCUUCUACCAGGCCUUUGCCGACCGUGAUGGGUCGGAGCGGCAGCGCCACGAGAGCCGCCAGUUGGCAUCCGAGACGGAGGCGCUGGCACGACGCACACAGGACGACUCCACGCGCAAGGUGGGCGCCCGCCUGCAGGACAUGCACAGCUGGAAGUCGGAGCUGCAACGGCAGGUGGACGAGUUGGUGUCCGAGACCCGCCUGCUGCUGGCCCAGAAGCGGCGGCUGGAGCGGGCGCUGGACACCUCGGCUGUGCCCUUCUCCAUUGCCACCGACAACUUGCAGCGACGUGAGCGCCGCCAGCACCCUGACCUGGUGCGCGAUUCCGUGGAGAUGGAGCUGCUGAAGGAGGCCGAGCUUAUCCGGAACGUCCAGGAGCUCCUGAAGAGGACCAUUGUGCAGGCGGUGAACCAGAUCCGGGAGAACCGGCAGCAGAAAGAGACCUGUGAGAUCAACUGGUCGGACAAGGUGGAGUCCUACAAUAUCGACGACAAGUGCUCUCGCUAUCACAAUGACAGCAUCGACAUCCAGUUCCACCCGCACUCGCUGGCCUACGAGGAGAGCGCCUCCACGCCCGAGACUUGGGACAGAUUCAACCGGGAAAUCCUGCAACGCGCCGACCGCGAGCGUCUGGCCACGGUCAGCCUGCGGGCGCUCAUCGACAACAUCCUGAAGGACACGGCCGAGGACCUGCGGCUGCAGUGCGACGCCGUGAACCUGGCCUUCGAGCGCCGCUGCGAGGAGCUGGAGGACGCGCGUCACAAGCUGGAGUUUCACCUGCACAAGACGCUGCGGGAGAUCACAGAGCAGGAGCACAACGUGGCGCUGCUGAAGCAGGCCAUCAAGGACAAGGAGGCGCCGCUGAAGGUGGCCCAGACCCGCCUGUACCAGCGCUCCCAGCGGCCCAACGUGGAGCUGUGCCGAGACAUCGCCCAGUCCAGGCUGACAAGCGAGGUGGAGGAGCUGAACGUGUCCUUAGCAGCCCUGAAGGAGAAGCUCCUGGAGGCAGAGCAGUGCCUCCGUGACCUGGAACACACACGCAUGGCCCUGGAGAAGGACGUGGCCGUCAAGAUCAACAGCCUGGCCAUUGACCGGCAGCAGUGCCUGGCGCACCGUGCGCACUAUCCCACCGUGCUGCAGCUCUCUGGCUAUGAGUGAGCCC